Dichotomopilus funicola is the source of this 1221-nucleotide messenger RNA. RefSeq lists its product as uncharacterized. NCBI's taxonomy places the organism in Eukaryota, Fungi, Ascomycota, Sordariomycetes, Sordariales, Chaetomiaceae. Gene Ontology annotation, cellular component: division septum. Gene Ontology annotation, biological process: division septum assembly. The transcript has 3 exons. The coding region runs from base 1 to 1221 and encodes 406 amino acids. The record is from RefSeq and is a predicted model, not a curated record.
AUGAACACGUUACACACUCCUGCGACCGUGAGGAUAUCCGGCCCACCAAACAGCAGCUUCCUGGUGGGCUACCCUGGCAUUUCUGCGACUUUGCCCAGGAUUGUAGGAAAAGUCGAAAUUCGCCCCGGCGCUGGCUUCUCAGCCCCCGUGAACGUGUCUAUGGUACGAAUAUGCCUCCAACGACGAGAAACGAUACACCCAGCUGCGGAGAAUGUCGCGAAACGCCAUCUUGGGACGCCCCGACGGGAGACGGUCGAUUUAGUGGGGAAAGAGGUGCUGCUCUUUCGAUGUGUUUCGGGAAAAGAGGCGGAAAGUGUGAUUGCGAUGGACCUCCCAUUCCAGAUUUUUAUCCCAUUCGGGCGCAGCGGCGAAGAGACAAACCGCCGCAUACCACCAGCGAGCAUACAAUUACCGAGUCGAAUCGCCGAGACAUACUACGAGCUAGUUGUCACCGUCCAACAAGGGUCCAGUAUGCAGAACCGGUAUACCUUUCCGAUUCCACUCCAACGGUAUGACACGCUCUCGACGUUCGGCAUGUACAACCGACCGGAGACGAGGGCAGCAACAGCCGACCAUGUGGUAACACUAGGCAUAUCGCUUCCGAAGUGGAGUUACGGACCCCUAGACCCCAUCACGGUCUAUGUCAAACUCUCACCAAAUCCAGAUUACCUCAACAAGGCGAAAAGAGUAACAAUACAAAAGCUCACACUCACCAUUGAGGAGGAGAUCACGUUCAACCCAGAAGGAGACGAGCCAACCAAAAAGAUCAACAAGAUCGCCAAGCACACGCAAGCUGUCGGCACGAAGAUGCCCGAGGCAGGAUAUAUUACGAACCUGGGACUAGUCCUUCCAGCACGAGAUCUCAGGGAUCCCGACGGCAUAAUCAAGAGAGGUAAACCUGCCUUUCCCUUGUACGAGGUAAUGAGUUUUACGACGUCAUCUACCUUGUACAAGGUCGAAUUCUUUCUCAGCAUCAAAGCCCACAUGACUUCUGCAAGAGAUAUCACAUUGCGCCAACCGAUCGUGGUAUGCCCCAUGGACCAACAGGCUUGCAAGGAGGAGAUGGACGCGAUCGAACAGGCGGCAAAGGAUGCUUCGCAUGUCGACCCAAACAAUCCGGUUCUACCUGACCGUUCUAUUAUUCUCGCAACCGAGAGGGAGGCGAUUCGACACCUUGGCCUGUGCGAAGUGGGCGGGGUCAAGAAAAUGCUGAUCGAAUGA